AUGUCACUCAGCGUAACAACCGUACCCGACGAAGUCACCAGCAUCUCUCCCAUCUCUCACCUCAACAACAAGGCCCCAGGUAUUACCCAGAAAGCCAUCCAAGAAAUAUCUACCUCCAACGAUGGGUACUUCCGCUUCAACCCAGUCAUCGUCAUGCUCGUCGGCUACCUCGAACAAGUCAGCCCAGGAGGCCUAGACUCCGCAGUUCGCUCCGCCCGCGACAAGAACCCAGACUUCAUGCCCAAACUAGCCAUCAAAGACGCACACUCGUUCCUGACCUUCGCAAACGACCUCCUGAAAUGGGUGCCCCGCGAGAGCUUCGAAGGCAAAGACGUCUACGACAUCCUCUGCACGUUCUACUUCGUCCUAGACCAACCCCCUCUCCGCAAAUUCCAAACUCCAAUCCGCCCAGACUCGCAAGGCCUUACCUGGCUAUCCUCCUGGAUCGUAGUCUACGCGCAACUCGUCGGCCAAUUCCUCGACACACCCGCCUCCAUCACCCCUUCCUCCCUCCAAUCCUUCGCAACCUCACUCCCUACCGCUUCCAUGAAGCAGAAAUCCCAAAAGGCGGUUUCCGGACCUUCAACUCCUCCUUCACCCGCCGCCUCAAACCGGGCCUUCGACCAAUCGCCUCCCCCGACGACGACAGCCGUCGCCAAAAUCACCCCGUACGGCUCCGUCGAGAUCAAAAACGUCCGCUGGCCGAUCAGCAUGCUGCUCCAGGGCAGCGCUCACGCCGCAGACUUUGACGGCGGGAUCUGGAUGCACGCGUUCCUGAAUACCACAAACUACCACCGCCAACACGCGCCCGUGUCGGGCACGGUGUUGGAAGCCAAGAACAUCCAGGGCAUGGCGCACCUCGAGGCCGAUACCGUCGGCGACGGACAGGUUCGCAUGAUGGGCGGGGCGAACGCUUCCGAGAACCCGGGGUAUCAGUUCCUUCAGACGAGGGGGUUGGUGGUGAUUGAGAACCCGGUGCUCGGCAAGGUUGCGUUCUUGCCCAUCGGGAUGGCCAUGGUAUCGUCUGUGGACUUGUUUGUCGCAGAGGGGGGUGUGGUGAGGAAGGGGGACGAGGUUUCGUGUUUCCGGUUUGGAGGGUCGGAUGUCAUUUGCAUCUUCCAGGAAAAGGCCGGGUUGAGGGUUGAGGAUUUCAUUCCAACGGCUGGUGGGUUUUCAAAGUAUGGGAGCAUCUUGGCUAGAGCGCCGAUGGGAGGUUCUCGCAUGUAA
Colletotrichum costaricense is the source of this 1227-nucleotide messenger RNA. RefSeq lists its product as uncharacterized. Gene Ontology annotation, molecular function: phosphatidylserine decarboxylase activity. The transcript is spliced from 2 exons. Gene Ontology annotation, biological process: phospholipid biosynthetic process. The coding region runs from base 1 to 1227 and encodes 408 amino acids. NCBI's taxonomy places the organism in Eukaryota, Fungi, Ascomycota, Sordariomycetes, Glomerellales, Glomerellaceae. The record is from RefSeq and is a predicted model, not a curated record.